CUGCAUUGUUACCCGCAAGCUUCCCUGAGCUCUGCCAUUGUCCAUUUCCCUCUCCACCCACCCUCGUCUCACCUGCGCGCGCACCACACAUUUUCUUCCCAAUCCCGCCGUGCUCCGUUUCUAACCCACCCGUUGUGUGUAGGGAGCCGCCAAGAUGUCGCAGGAACUGGUGGACAAGCUGAAAAGCACCGUCGACAAGCUCGAGGCGCGUGUCGAGGAGCUGGAGAGCCGAUUAAAGGGCGAGGUGUCCGGCGGCCAGGGCGGUGGGAAGAGUGAGAGCAUACGCAUGAUCUUGAUGGGUCCGCCGGGAGCCGGCAAGGGCACGCAAGCCCCGUGGAUCAAGGAGAAGUACUCAUGCUGCCAUCUCGCCACCGGCGACAUGCUGCGUGCUCAAGUCGCCGCCAAGACGCAGUUGGGUCGUGAGGCGAAGAAGAUUAUGGAUCAGGGCGGGCUCGUGUCGGACGAUAUCAUGGUGGAGAUGAUCAAGAGCGAGCUGGACAGCAACAAGGAAUGCAAGAAUGGCUUCAUCCUCGACGGCUUCCCCCGGACCACAGCGCAAGCGGAGAAGCUCGACGAAAUGCUGCAGGCCAAAUCGCAGAACCUCAAACACGCCAUCGAGCUGCAGAUUAAGGAUGAUCUCCUCGUCGCGCGCAUCACCGGCCGCCUCAUCCACCCCUCCUCCGGCCGCACCUACCACAAGCAAUUCAACCCCCCCAAGAAGGACAUGACCGACGACGUCACCGGCGAGCCCCUCAUCCAGCGAUCCGACGAUAACGAGGACGCGUUGAAGAAGCGCCUGGUGACGUACCACAAGCAGACGGCACCGGUCAGCGACUACUACCGCAAGACGGGCAUCUGGAGCGGCGUGGAUGCGAGCAAGCAGCCGGGCGAGGUGUGGAAGAGCUUGCUGGGCAUUUUCGAGCAGGACCAGAAGAGCGGCGGCAGUUUGAUGAGCCGGAUAGGCCUGCGAUCCUCCUAGGCGGCCCUGAGCGGCUGUCACGCCGUCCCUCCGCAGAUCCGCGCAUGGCUUGCGAGGGGACGGAGAGGUCUAUGAUCAUUUCCGGCGUCGCUCGGGCUUGGAUACUGUGGACUGGUGAUGGCUACGGGAUCCGCGCUGCAAACUGCCUUCGGGGCGCAAGGAAAAGAAGUGUAGUUACAUGAGCGGAAAAGGGGGCAAAAGCGUAAUGUAUCAUACGCAUCGGUUUGGUGUGCUCCAGCUAACCCACUCCUAAUUUCACCUCCUUCAAACCUGAUGCUGUUCCUUCCGUCCUAUGCGGGCUUCGUUUGACUUGCGCCUUCCUUCUCAACCG
Molecule: messenger RNA, 1310 nt
Organism: Neohortaea acidophila
Lineage: Eukaryota; Fungi; Ascomycota; Dothideomycetes; Mycosphaerellales; Teratosphaeriaceae
Product: adenylate kinase cytosolic
Exons: 4
Coding region: 155-979 (274 amino acids)
Biological process (GO): ADP biosynthetic process
Cellular component (GO): cytoplasm; mitochondrion
Molecular function (GO): ATP binding; AMP kinase activity
Source: RefSeq, a predicted model, not a curated record